Molecule: messenger RNA, 1747 nt
Organism: Etheostoma cragini (Arkansas darter)
Lineage: Eukaryota; Metazoa; Chordata; Actinopteri; Perciformes; Percidae
Product: lipopolysaccharide-induced tumor necrosis factor-alpha factor homolog
Exons: 10
Coding region: 101-739 (212 amino acids)
Molecular function (GO): zinc ion binding
Source: RefSeq, a predicted model, not a curated record
AAUCUUUGUCAUCUUCCAUUGCUUUCAAUCGUUGGAGGAAGAAGCUGUCACGCACCCUCCUAAACUUCUUUAUCAAGCUACGAGACGUGACACAAAUAUCAUGGAAAAGGCACCGCCCCCCCAAAUGAACUGUAUGGUGGAAGUCUGCAUUAAUCCUGACAACCAACAAAUUCAACAACCUGCCGUCCAAAUCCCCCAUCAACAACCUCAGGUCAUUCAACCUGUUCAACAACCUGUCUUCCAGAUGCCCCAACAACAACCUCAAGUCCUUCAACCUGUUCAACAACCUGUCUUCCAGAUGCCCCAACAACAACCUCAAGUAGUUCAACCUGUUCAACAACCUGUCUUCCAGAUGCCCCAACAACAACCUCAAGUAGUUCAACCUGUUCAACAACCUGCCUUCCAGUUCCAACAACAACCUCAGGUCAUUCAACAAGUUCAACAACCUAUGAUCCAACAACAACCUCAGGUAGUUCAACCUGUAAAUCCGGCGGCGGUGGUGCAGCAGCAGCGGCUAACUGACCACCCUGGACAGACAACGUGUCCUCGUUGCCAAAACAAUGUGGUCACGCAAAUUGAGUACACAAAUGGUAUGCUCACCUGGCUGAUCGUUGGCGCACUAGGACUUUUCUUGAUCUGGCCUUUCUGUCUCAUCCCCUUCUGUGUGAAGGAGUGCAAGGACGUGCAGCAUGUCUGUCCUGUCUGUAACAACAUCCUGUACGUACAUAAACGCAUGUGAAAAGCAUUGCUUCUCUGCUGAAGCACCAACAAAAGGUAGAAAAGGCAUUCAUGACUAACUAAACCCUUUAAACAGGAGCCAAACCCCUACAUGCAAACACAUUAGACUUAGCCAUGUACUCACUUGUGUCAAAUGUCAGUUAUUACUUCAUUAUUCUGUACUCUGUGCUAACAAACCUCAGUGUUAAAGUUAAGCAACUUUGAAAGAUGGUAAAUAUAAUCUUAUUUUACUAAAAUGAAAUCUGUCCAGUGAAUUCUUUUAUACUGCAGUGUAUUCUUUGAAGACUGCAAAGAAAUGUCACAGAUUAUUUGGCUUUGCAUUUAUAUUUCAAGUUCUUGUAAUGAUUUAAUUUUGAUUGCAUGUUGAAUGAGUUUAAUUAAAUUCAUUCAAAAUCAGAAAGUGCGGCCAAUGAGUAAAAAGUCUUUGUUUAAAAGAAAAAAAGUUGCAUGCAACAUUCCAAUCAACAUGAUGGAAAAUUAUAUCUUUAUGAAACACACACAUUGGAGAUAGCAAAUACAUAAUUAUUAUGUUAGAUUUAUUGAUAAAGUAAUUUGGUUAACAGAAAGCUUUCUAUCACAACAAUAACCAAUUCAUUGCUUGUGUUAAAUGAUUCAAAUGAAAAAAUCACCAAUGAUCACUACUGAAAUGUCAUUAUUGAGCUCAAAUGAAAACCAUGAAAUAAUAACCAAUACUUUAUUUAUUGUUUAUCUUUCUUACAUCUGCGUUAUCAGAUUGUGGUUUAAACUGCUUAAACAGUUCCCUGUCAAUCUAGAUGAUAUUUAAAAACAUACAGUAAAUAACAUUGAAAGCCUCAUAAAUUUGUGUCUAAAUUUGUAAAUUGAAAAGGCAAUAAUGAUAAAAUGCAACUCAUAGAAACAGUUUUUGUUGCUUUUAAUGAUUGUGGAAAAAUAGACUAGGCUUUUCGUGCUAUCUCGAGGGGGUAGGGAGAAUAAUAACGUGUUGUGUAAUGUGUUACAAAUGUGUGAAUUUUACAUAAUUCUCUUUAUA